This is a messenger RNA of Varroa destructor (honeybee mite), 1731 nucleotides long. RefSeq names its product NFKB inhibitor interacting Ras like 1 (gene kappaB-Ras). Gene Ontology annotation, molecular function: GTPase activity; GTP binding; GTPase activating protein binding. The record is from RefSeq and is a predicted model, not a curated record. Gene Ontology annotation, biological process: negative regulation of canonical NF-kappaB signal transduction; Ral protein signal transduction. NCBI's taxonomy places the organism in Eukaryota, Metazoa, Arthropoda, Arachnida, Mesostigmata, Varroidae.
AGACAAAGUAAAUAUGUUGAGGUGUUAUGGAAAAUCUUGUCGUUACAUGUUUCGUAUAGUGGUUCUGUACUCGAAAUCAACCAUGUCGCAGUAGAACUCAUUUUUAUCUUUUAAGUAGUCUUGUUGUUCUCAUUAAUAGUAGUCAUAUUUACUAUAUUAUGUGUCAGUUAAGCAUUGAACUAUAAUUUGAAUCUUUUUUUUUAAGAAAACUAGUAUAUGAAUUGUAUGAAUGAAAAGUAUAUGUAACUUUUUCGUUAGCAGUUUUUAAUAGUUAUAUUUUAUUUUUUUUUAAUUUCAAGCGCAGAAGAUGACUAUGGUUUAUGUAAGCUUUCGUGAGCUUCUAAAAAUAUGUAAUAAACUGUGUAACAUAGCUUAUAGACAGAACUAGUUUAUUAGCCAUGAAAUAAAUUAUCGCGUAAUGACGGCUUCCUGCAUUUCGGAAUUACCAAAGAUGCUCAAGAAUCAGAAUCACCAGAGUCGCUUUGUGCGCAUAACGGUGUGCGGGGCGAGGGGAAGUGGUAAAACUUCGCUUAUCGAACAGCUAGUCUACGGAAUUCCGCCAGUACGAAAGAAAGCACAACCUACCAUUGAAGAUAUCUAUGCCUGUUUUGUUGAAACGGAACGUGGGGUUAGGGAAAAGCAGGUGUUCAUUCACGAUACUCAAGGAAUUGAUUCUUCGAACUACGACAUCCCACGAACACUCAUGCCACACACCGACGCCUUCAUUUUGGUGUACGCGGUCAAUGAUGUGGAAUCCUACAACAUCAUGGAACAGCUCAAAAAAGAUAUCGACAAGAACCUUUCGAAAAAGGACGUUCACUUCCUCAUCAUUGGAACAAAGUUGGAUCUCAAACAGCGGCGAGUUGAAGCGGCGGUCGCUUUGAACUGGGCAGCACGUGAAAAGGUCCGUCUUAUAGAGGUAUCUUCGCUUGACAGGAGGAGUCUCGUCGAGCCACUGCAGUAUAUCAUGAAUAAGGUAAUCCAAACACAAUCAAAGUCAACAUUCGGCAGACCAAAACUCGGGGCGCGUUCCAACACAAUUGCCAAUAUUAAUGACUAACUAUUUUCGCUGAAUUUUAUCAUCAUUUUCUGUUUAUUGGGCUGUCGUGCGUAAAAUGCAGUUUAACGUUUCCUCUGUACGGAAACAAUGCAAACUGCAGCUACCGAGUUCUGCGGAAAUUUAUGAUCGCAAGACAUGCGGUGCGCAAGUUUUGAAUGAUCUAUGAUAUAAAAUAAUACUGGAUAUAAACUGAGCAACAGCGUUCAUAAUAUUUAUUCUGUCCAUGCUUCAGAUAUUCACAUUUAUUUUAUGUAAUUGUACGUGUAUUCGUGUUGUAUAAAAAAUUAACUGUUUGUAUGUAUGCACAACGUGACAAGCAAAGUGACUGCAAAACAAGGAGUGAAAGGUGUUUUUAGGGUUACUAAUAUCAUAGUAUAUGUGUGAUUAGACUGAACCACUUUUAAAGUGGUGAGAGUAGUGAAAAUGCUGAAAAACAUAUUGAUAAAUCCCCCAAAUAAACCUAAGAGUCAUUUGAAGCUGUUACUUAACACCAAAAACUGUGGCAAUCAUCCUCGACGUGAAGCGAAAAAAAAACAGGAGAAUUAACUGAUACGUAGCACUAACCUGAUGACGACACAGUGGUAUAUUGUGCUAUAUAGAAGCGCAAACGGUGGUUACACAGAUCUUGAAAAAUCCGCUAUAAUAAAGGUACAAUGUGAUAUUUGUUCUAA